Mizuhopecten yessoensis (Yesso scallop) is the source of this 5989-nucleotide messenger RNA. Its product is annotated as retinoblastoma-like protein 1. Gene Ontology annotation, cellular component: nucleus; chromatin; transcription regulator complex. The coding region runs from base 75 to 3347 and encodes 1090 amino acids. The record is from RefSeq and is a predicted model, not a curated record. The transcript has 25 exons. Gene Ontology annotation, molecular function: RNA polymerase II transcription regulatory region sequence-specific DNA binding. Gene Ontology annotation, biological process: negative regulation of G1/S transition of mitotic cell cycle; regulation of transcription by RNA polymerase II; cell differentiation. NCBI's taxonomy places the organism in Eukaryota, Metazoa, Mollusca, Bivalvia, Pectinida, Pectinidae.
UUUAGAAAUUGACGGCCAUUGUUGAUUCUUCCCCUGAACCGGAAGGGGUCAUUCUGUAGUAAAAAGUUGUGAAGAUGGGCUUGUCGGAGGACGGGGAAGAUGCCGUAGAGCGGCGAUUUGAAGAAAUAUGUCUGGAUUUGAACAUGGAUAAGCAUCCACGGGAAGAAUCGUGGAAUAACUAUCGAAAGAUUCGUGAAAAUUAUACACUGGAAGGAGAUCAGCUACACUGGCUGGCAUGUGCGCUGUACGAGGCUUGCAGACGCAGCGUGGUGCCGACUGUAGGGAAGGGGACGAUAGAGGGCAACUGUGUCUCCCUAACUAGGCUGCUUCGCUCGGCUGGAAGAUUCAGUUUAAUCCAGUUUUUCAACAAAAUGAGGAAAUGGUCUGAUAUGGCCAACCUUCCACAGGAAUUCAGAGAUAAAGUGAACAGACUGGAAAGAAAUUUUGCAGUGUCUACUGUGAUCUUCAAAAAGUUUGAACCUAUCUUCCUGGAUAUCUUCAGAAGUCCCUUGGAUGAACCACCAAAGCAGAACAGAAGUAGGAAGCAGAGGCGGCUUCCUUGUUCCUCAACAGAUGUGUUUAACUUUUGUUGGACGAUGUUUGUGCAAGUCAAAGGAAAUUUUCCAGCUAUUAGUGAUGAUCUGGUCAACUCUUAUCACCUACUACUGGCCUGUGUAGACUGGUUUUAUGCCAAUGCUCUUCUGGGAGGCAGGAAAGAUUUACUGAAUACAGAAUUUGCUGGUUUACCAGACAAUUACCACAACAAAGACUGGAAACCCCCGACAGAACCCCCCUGUAUAAUCAAACUGCUGUGUGAGAAACACGAGGGGCUGGAACUGGAGGCCAAGGUUAUUAAGGAACACUGGUGGAAACCCCACAUUCGUAAAUUGUUUGAUAAGAAGGUACUGAAGGGAAAACCAGACACUUUAUCAGCAAUAUUGGAAAUAGGAAACUUUGAAGCAAACAGUAUUGCUAUCAACCAAAGUUAUGAAGAGUUUCCUUUACGAUAUAGCAGUAAAACGAUAAACAAUCGGUACGAAGAGUAUGUUCUGAGUGUUGGAGACUUUGACGAGCGAAUAUUCUUGGGGGAUGAUGCCGAUGAGGAGAUCGGCACACCUGCUAAGGCCUCGGAGGAGGUCACGGGAGAGUUUUCUGACAGGAUGAACAUUAAGAAUAAUCUACAGCAACAUUUUGAAGAAACGAGAAGUCUGGCCCCACUCACCCCUCUCACUGGCAGACGAUACCUGAAGGAGAAAGAUCACAGUAUUACUCCAGUGUCCACCGCCACUCAGAGCGUCGGCCGACUCCAGCAUCUCUUGUCAGGACGUAAAACUGGACCCAGCGAAGAGCUAUUACAACUGUUUCAAGAAUGCAAAAAAGAUCCCAACGAAUCCAUUAUUCCUCGGUUAAAAGAAAUGGGUGAUAUUUUCUGCAGUCAUUAUGUCCAGGCAACAGAGGACCACCCUGGUGCACACAUUGACUUUGCCAAACGUCGUCUCCAGCUGGGGGAGAGUUUGUACUUCAAGACACUGGAGAGUGUCAUCAUGUCCGAGAAAAAACGCAGGCAAGGCAGCAAAGAAGGCAUGGCAGCUAUCACUGCAUUGCUGGAGCAGGAUAUGUUUCACAGAUCUCUAAUUGCUUGCUGCUUAGAAGUUGUUAUAUUCUCGUACAACUCUCAGAGGAUGUUUCCAUGGAUAGUGGAGAUAUUUGAACUGAAUGCCUACCACUUCUACAAGGUUGUGGAGAUCAUCAUCAGGGCAGAGGAAGGGCUGUCACGGGACAUGGUCAAACAUCUUAAUCAUAUCGAAGAAAGCAUUUUGGAGUGCCAUGCUUGGAAGAAUGAAUCACCUCUCUGGGACACCAUCAAAGAUCAGAAUAGCACAGUACCAGCAUGUGAAGAGGUGAUUUUACCAAGCCAGCUGGAAUCUGUACAAGUCAACUCUCCAAUGGUGCAUCCGGCUGUAAAAAGACUGGUGGACGAGGGGCGCAGUGGACAACAGCAGCAGCAGCAGCAGCAACAACCGGUAACAACUAUAAGAGAAUCUCUGCCCUCUCCUCCUGGAGCCACUACGAUGGCGAGUGAUCGGUUUAGCUCCCCCUCCCCGGGAAGUGCCAAGAGGCGUCUUUUUAUUACGAAGCACGCCGUCACCAGCCAAGGUGAUGGGGAGAAGUCAGAGACCACCACAACCGUCACCACUUCCACCUCAUCUACAGUGCCUACACAGAUCAUAGCAUUCCAGCAAGCACAGACUGAGGAUGGCCGACAUGUGCUGAUACCAGUACAUACAAUCUUGUCCCAGAAACAAUCUAAUGCCGGUACUACAACUACCACCACCACCACCACCACCUCCAUCUCCUCCUCACAGCCGGCAAACAAACCCAAGAAAACUGGCUCUCUUGCACUCUUCUUUAGAAAGAUGUACCACUUGGCCAGUGUGAGGCUGAGAGAUCUAUGUGAUCGCCUACAAGUAGACGACGAAGAUCUCCGACAGAAGAUGUGGACCUGUUUUGAGCACACGCUUGUCCACCAUACAGAUUUAAUGAUGGACCGACACAUCGACCAGAUGAUCAUGUGUGCAAUAUAUGUGAUGGCCAAGGUGACCGAUCACCCUCAGUCUUUCCAAAAUAUCAUGAAGUGCUAUAGACUUCAACCCCAGGCACAAAGUCAUGUGUAUCGCAGUGUGCUGAUCAGUGGGAGACGGAGACGAACCUCGGGCAGCAGUGAUAGCAGUAAAAAUGGAACCAGCGGCUCGUCCUCACCAGUUCCAGAAAUCAAGGAAGAAGUGACCACAAAAAGAAAAUCUGGCGAAAUACGGUCAUCAAGUACCUUGCCUGUACCUCACCCAAGUAGCCACCCUCCCACACCUACACGCUUACUCUCGACAGGGCCAGGCUUUGACUUAGGGGAGGAGCGAGGAGAUCUCAUCAUGUUCUACAACAUGGUUUAUGUGGGAAGCAUGAAGAAAUUUGCCAUGAAGUUUUCUUCACAAAGUCAUUCUGAGGACUGUCCACCACUGUCACCUCUGCCGAUGUCCAAGGUCCACCCUUCAUCUCCACGACGGGUGUCUGGUAACCACUGUGUGUAUAUAUCCCCCCACAAACUCACCAACAGUUUGCCCAGUGAGAGGAUGUUAUACUGCUUUCAGAGGAGUCCAGCAAAGGACUUGCGUGCAAUAAACAGAAUGAUAAAGAUGAAAGAGAAGAAUACAUCUUUCCUCGGCAAGAGAAUUCUUAAUGUUGAUAAAGACAAUGAAGGACCUAGUCCAGCCAAACAGAUGUAUCAGGGUAUCUCGUUAAUGCGACGUCUUCAGAACCUCAACAGUGACCGACAGGAAAAUGCCCAGUGAUCUACUGCAGUAGACUGACAGGAGAACGCCCAGUGACCUACUGCAGUAGACUGACCGGAGAACGCCCAGUGACCUACCGCAGUAGACUGACAGGAGAUUGCCCAGUGACCUACCGCAGUAGACUGACCGGAGAACGCCCAGUGACCUACCGUAGUAGAUUGACGGGAGAACGCCCAGUGACCUACCGCCGCAGACUGACAGAAAAAUGCCUAUUGGGGAAGGAGAAAGUGCUGUGAUGAUCACAAAUUGGACACAAGCAGAUGUUGCUUUGUCUUCUGGUGAAUAUUGCUGUUCUGUAAUCUCCUUUUCUGUUCGAAUUGUCAAUUCACAGUCUCUCAUUCCUGAUAUUUCUGAGAAGGAAUUGUGUCGAGGACAGAAAUAGUGACAGAACACUUUAAACUAUUAGAAUAUCUCUAUUUUUCCUCCAGAUAUUAGAUGCCAAUCUGGAGGAAGAAUUUGGUGAAGUACUCACAAAAGUAGUACUCCAAUUUGAUCAAAAUUGUAAAUCGCAUCAGUGUUAAGCAGACCUGCUAUAGAUCUGAUUUUGUUUAUAGUGGGGACGGUAUUCUUUUGUUUAAAUUCAAUGAAAUUUUCUUCUAACAAUUAUUUUUCUGAUGAAAUUACAUCUUCCCUUGGUCAUAUUGAUGUCGACCAUGAUCCUUUCCGACAAUGCUCCGGUCCUUAACUUGGAGGAUCGUUCAAUCUGUCCUUAAGUGUAAGGAUUUGUCCAACUUUAGGAGGUAUCAAGGUUUUUUUCUGAUUUGCAUGAUCAGUAUAUUUGUUUUAUUGUGGUAUGUUCUCCUAUUUUGAUCUCUUUUAUUGACCAUUAUUUUGUGGUUGUUAUAAUUUGUAGAUGUAUAUAUGUAAAAAUGAAAUUUUGUACAUAUCUGACCUGUACAUUUUGAUGACUGACUAUAUAUAUAUUUACACACACAAUCCCUUUAAACUAGUGUGGUGCAAGAUGCACAAUGACUGUGAUAUAAACUAAAAUUUUAAUGGGAGUUUUGAUAAUGAUAUAUUGUAUAAUUUAAUUUUUAAGAAUUCACUUAUUGAACUACGUACUGAAGACGUGUUUGUAGAUUUAUAUACAUUUACUUGACCACUGGAUGGCAAGUGAGCGAAUCCGAGAGUGACGAAGCUUACUCAAAAUUGUAAAUAGUCUAGGGUACCACCCUAUAUCCAAGAAAGGUAUAGGUAAGUGGUUCAAGUUUAAUUUUAUUUUUUAAGAGAUUAUUGUUUAGAGGACAGUGCAAGUAUAGUGUACUUCCAUACCAUGUCUGAUGAUGUCAAUGAUGCAUUUAAGUCCAACUUUAAAAAAGAAAAAAUCUAAUUUGUUGUCCAAUAUGAAGCUCAAAUAUCUCAUUUAGUAAUUGAAAGACGGAAAAAAUUCAACGUUUGUAGGUAUUUUGCUCACAUCUUGUUUUCUUUAAGGGGAUGAUUGAUAAUAGUAUGCAUUUUUUUAAACGUGUGCAAUAUAUUUGAAAAUACGAAUGGUUUUGAUUUGAUUCAUUGUGCAGCUGAAUGGAAUAUGCAUGCUAAAAACACAAAUAACAGGAAACAGUUGGAGGUAAAAAAUACAUUGAUGAAUAGAAUAAUCCUCCAAUUGUAUAUAUAUUUGUAUCAAAACCUGUUUUUUGACUGGAGAUAUGUCAAAUAAUUAUAAAUUACGUAUUAAUUAUCACUUUGUGUACUGCUUUCGGUGUACAUCCGAUACCUGUUUUUAUACCUGGGUAGCAAGUCUAUCUCAUGUCCAAUGCCAGGGAAUGAACUCUUUUAUACUUGAUAUUCUACAGCAGUAAGAACGCUUUUUAAGAACCAGUUUGUUUUAUUUUGAUAAUUUUAAAAUACAUGUAUAGUGCUUUUACACUUUAUUUGAAGAGAAAAGAAUUCUCUUCUUAUCGGUAUGUAUUAUAGAUAAUGAAAAUUGUUAUGAUAGGGCUUCUUGGAUUACAUUAACACGAUCUAUUGGUUGACCUUUUCAGUAAAUAACUUCAGACAGAUAUUCAUUGUUUAGUAUUUUCUAGAGUUUAUACAUAUAAUUCUUCCAAAUUUCUGAAGUUAAAUGUGAUUUGAAUGAAAUAAUAGGCCUUCUACUGGAUAAGGAUGUUGGUCUUUGCACCUGCGAAUUUCACGGAAGAAUCUUUAGUUGCCUAGUGUUAGACGCUAUUGUCAUGCACAUCGCCCCAGCAAAGUGGAAACACUUGAAUAGACACACUCAAAAGGAAAGUUUGAAAAACGGAAAUUUGUAUUGAUUUAAUUUGGAAGACUUUUCUGUAAAACUUCCAGACUAACACACGCGCUGUACACUUUACGUUACUCACAGAGCUUAAUCAUGUAAAACACCUACAUUGAUAUAAUUUCUUGAUGUAUGUAGUAGGUUUAAGUUUACAAGACAGACUUAACAAAGUCCAUGUUCACUGAAGUUCUGUCGACUAUUUCUUCACUUUUGUGACCUUGGUUUCAGGUCUUUCUAUUUUUGAUCAUGUUUUUAAUGUUGCCAAAUAAUACAUGCCACUUUGUUUUACUGUACAUAGUUUGUGUUGGUAAAAUAGUAUACAGGAAAUUGUAUGGAAGGCUCUAUUGAAUUGUGAAACAAAAUGAUGAUAUUGUAGUCAAAAAUAAAAAUAUGUUUCAACAUCUAU